AUGUGGUGGUUGGUGAAAUUAUCUAUCGUGUUGCAGUGUGUUCAUUCAGUUCGAAUCAUCAACAUGCGUGUCCCAGACGUGAUACAAUAUGGAACUAAGGAUACCAUCACACUUGACUGUGACUUCGUCACUAAUAACGUCACCGGUUUGGUGGUGAAGUGGUUUUAUAUGGACAAAACUCAGCCCGUGUAUCAGUGGAUACCACCGCAAAAACCUCAAGCUUUAGGAAUUUUAAAAGAUAAGGUAGAUCUAUCCUACAAAGUGUCCAAUAACCCCUACACCCAGCAUCGUGCGCUUCGAAUCACAUCACCCGUACCAGAAUUAACCGGCAACUACACUUGCGUUGUAUCGACUUUCUUGGCAGAAGAUGAGAAAACGAGACCUAUGACAAUAUUCGUACCUGAAACCAAGUUCGACAUGAUUCAAGAUCGCUUGGACGAAAAAUAUCUAAACAUCAUCUGUUCUGUCGAAGGCGUCUAUCCAAAACCUGACCUGGUUAUACUCGCUGGAAACAGACAAGUAAACGCAAAGUCGUCGAUCAAAGUAAUCGACGGUCGCUACACGGCCCUAACGACUUCGGUCAUGAGGAUAGACGCGCUGCCGCCCACCGUCGAAAUUUUGUGUGACAUGCAAGUCCCACUCGCCAACUACUACAGCAGAAAGAGAGAUAUAUUCUACAGAGAUCCACCAACAACUUCAACAGAUUCUUCAGUGAAGGGAGAUCCAGAUGCAGGAUACCAGACAUCGUGCAGUAUAACAGUUAUUUUGGCAUCAAUACUCAUAAGCUUGCUACGGUUACUACGAACAACGUGA
This is a messenger RNA of Arctia plantaginis, 813 nucleotides long. Lineage: Eukaryota; Metazoa; Arthropoda; Insecta; Lepidoptera; Erebidae. The record is from the annotation of a GenBank genome assembly.